CUCAUCAUCAGGGAGGGUGUGGUCUACAUAGCGCGUCACGCAGCUAUAUCGUAUACCUACCGGAUACAGUCAUAUUUAUAUCAAGACACGCAUGACACUUAAAACACUGGGUAUAAUGUCCCUUAUCGCUCGAACUGCGACAAACACACGGCUUCUAUAAAAGGCGAUGCGUGGAGUGAAGUAGACUUAACGUAAUUUGAUUUUCGCGAGUUGAGGACCGCUGGCGAUAUAUUCGUGAUUUAUACCCCAUAGCGUAAACGGUGAAUAUUCGGCGUUACGCCUGCAGCAUCAACAAAUUAUCGUUGAAAUCCCACGGGAUAUUAUAAUAACACGUAAUAAAUCGUACCGACGAGAUGCGCGGCACUGCUCGGCACCAGACUGUCGCAUUGUCGUGGCUGAUAAUACUGCACCUCGUAAGAGGGAUUUUCGGGCAUGGUAUGCUUGUUGAUCCUGUGAAUAGGAGUAGCAUGUGGCGAAAGGGAUACUCGACUCCGAUAAACUACAAUGACAACGAAAACUUUUGCGGAGGAUACGCGAAACAAUGGAGCGAGAACAGCGGUCAAUGCGGGAUAUGCGGAGACGAUUAUGCACUGAAGCAGCCGCGACCGAACGAAAAUACAGGGACUUAUGGAAAUGGAAUUAUUGUUGCCACCUACGAGCAAGGAUCAUGGGUGAACUUGACCGUGAUGAUAACUGCAAAUCACAGGGGCUAUUUUAAUUUCAAUAUUUGCCCACUCGAGGAUGGUCCUGAAGUAAUUGAGACGGAAGAUUGUUUCGAGAUGUAUCCUCUCAUUUUGGACGAAGGUUCUUACGACUACACCCUCGCCAACUCGGCUAUCGGCAGCUACACGGCAACCGUCAAGUUACCAGACUCAUUAGUUUGCGAACACUGCGUGCUGAGAUGGCACUGGAGGGCGGGCAACAACUGGGGAUUGUGCACUACCGACGACGGAUUCGGGCAGACCGGAUCUCUUGGUUGCGGACCCCAGGAGACCUUCAGAACGUGUUCCGACAUAUCUAUCCUAUAACACGUCGCUUUACGUUUGUACACCCGCAUCUUUUUCACCGUGGUAUACAUUUGCGUACGCGAACAUUAUACCGAUUUCCGUACACUGUGAAAACAAGACAGGUAAGAGUUUGUCUUGCACAUCGAUCGUCGUAAGUCAUCCCCAUUCCGUGAGCAGGAAAAUAUACAAGAAGACGUUACGUUGCUUGUUGGCGGGCGAUCUUGGUUUGGAUUGCAGAAAUUCUCCAGCGGUGUAAUGAAAUGGCAUAUGUUCGCAAGUUUCAUCGUACGCAAGAAAUUAGAAAGAGACGGAAGGCACGUGCGAGCAUGUGUCUUUCCAAUAUCUGCUGCUCAUGCACGUUUCAUGUCUCAUCAUUAGUAAUAAUUUUGAUUGUAAGAUUGUAAAAUUGGAAUACAUUUUCAUUAUCAAUCCAGUGAAAUAUAAAUAAACAGAUAAAACUGAACCGGUCAGUGCCGCAGUACACUGAUUAUUAAUUAAUCAAACAUCGAUGUAUAUCUACGUAUAAUAAUGAUACGUGUGUACAUCGCGAGGUCCAAUUCAGCGAGACGAGGAAAUUAUAGUAACACCGUACGGGUAUACAUCAGUAUUGUAUACUAUAUAGGUACACACAAAUGGGUUAAAUGUAUCAUAACUCUGUGCGUGUGUUAUAAAUAUACCAGUAUCGAACGGUAAAAACUCUUCCUUCUUCUCUUCUCUUCAACGUACUGUACCUCGAGCUCUUGCCUCUCACCGGAUCGAAAGAUACACUACGGAUAGGAGAGAGCGGUAUACAGGGUAAAGGGGUAGCGGCGACGAUAUGUUGUCGCUGUAGUAGGUAUAUCGAAGGUGGACUGUAGGUGUAUAGCGUGUAAUAGAGAGCCAGGAAAGAAGGCGAGGCGAGGCGCGGUGUGCCGAGGCGCGAUGGAGAUUCUCCGUUCACCGUUCGCCGUUCACCGUUCACCGUUCAACGUUCACCGGGCCGACAAGUCUCUAGAAGUACGUAGCAGCCUUCCGUGGCAGAGAAGGCUCCUGCGGUUACCGCCUGGCCAACCAUACGCGUUUCUACGAUCGGAGCGUAGAAAAAAAUAAGUUUCGACGAAUUAGAACCACAGUAUUGUACGCGCGGUAGUUGGUUGUACGCGUUUUCCUCAAAGGAAAAAAAAAAAAAUAUACUCAAGGUGGGGCGCGGGUCCUCACACGGGGAACAAAGAGAUUCUUUCCUGCAAGAGUCUU
Molecule: messenger RNA, 2240 nt
Organism: Neodiprion fabricii
Lineage: Eukaryota; Metazoa; Arthropoda; Insecta; Hymenoptera; Diprionidae
Exons: 3
Coding region: 354-1028 (224 amino acids)
Source: RefSeq, a predicted model, not a curated record